UUUCAUGCCAUGCAGGUGAAUUUUGGGAAACUGCAACUAGCACUCUAUCGUGUCACUCAAUAUGAUGAAGAGGAUGAAGUAAAGGAAAAGGAGGUGAAGGACAGCCCCAAUAACUGGAUAUCGAAGAAGGUUUGCUGCUGCCCCCUGUGGUUUUUCCUACUGUCCAUCAUUGUUGUCCCGAUAGUUCUCGUAGUGGUCUUUUUUGUUUGGGUUUUUCCUAAUGCUGAAACAACACCAGAGGAGCAGGGAACAGAAGCACAUAGUGAGAUGAAUAUCCUGGAGGGCUUUGCUAUUGCAACCUUAGGAGUCCCAGCAGUAACAGGACUCAGGUUUGCCUUUCAGAUGAUCAAGAACCUCAUUUUCAGUCAAAAACAUAACAUUAAGAAAGAAAUGGACAACGAACGGAUCAGCAACCAAUUGGGAUUCAUGAAUGAAGUCAGGAAAGAAAUGUGGUUUCUGACUCAAUUCAUCAAGUUCAUGGAGGUGUUUGAAAAGAGGAGGAUUCGUAUUGUGUUGAAAAUUACUAAUCUGGACCGUUGCUCCCCCAAGAAAAUUGUUGGAGUCCUGGAGGCCAUCGAUAUGUUACUCUCAGAUGAGGAAAGCUCAAUUAUUUCCAUUCUGGCUGUAAAUCCAACUGUUCUGUUAGAAAAAGUGAAAUUUGCAGAAAGCUCCAUCUGUAAAGAGGACAGAGCUCACGGACUGCUGAACCGCAUAGUCACUCUGGCCUUCACAGUCCCAACAAUGUGUGAAAAUUCAAAGCACAAGUUGUUUCACAGUCUUAACAACACUCCAGGCAUCUCUGAAGAUUCAUCUUUAAGAUGGAACAGACACAGGAGAAAUACAUCUUCAAUAGAUCUGUCUGUGGUGGCAAUUGAGGAAUCAAAAGAGUCAAAUCCUCUGAUCAACACAAAUAGAGAUACUUUAGAUGUGAAGGAGGAUGAAUUGGAGAAAACGGUUCUGACAAUCCUUAGCAACGGUGAAAAAAAGCUGAACAAGUACAUGUUAGAUGAUGCCAUCUCAAUGAAGAGGAUGAUCAGCUCUGUCUGGGUAACGGUCAUAGUCAUG
Poecilia reticulata (guppy) is the source of this 1065-nucleotide messenger RNA. The record is from RefSeq and is a predicted model, not a curated record. Lineage: Eukaryota; Metazoa; Chordata; Actinopteri; Cyprinodontiformes; Poeciliidae.